This is a messenger RNA of Rhagoletis pomonella (apple maggot), 2295 nucleotides long. RefSeq lists its product as uncharacterized. NCBI's taxonomy places the organism in Eukaryota, Metazoa, Arthropoda, Insecta, Diptera, Tephritidae. The coding region runs from base 1 to 2295 and encodes 764 amino acids. The record is from RefSeq and is a predicted model, not a curated record. Gene Ontology annotation, molecular function: nucleic acid binding. The transcript is spliced from 4 exons.
AUGCCAGUGUUGCAGAAGACGCUCCUUGGAUGGGUAGUUUCGGGCCGUUGCCAAACCGGCUCCACCACAUCACACAGUUACUCGAUUUCCAUGGACGAAGUCAUCAACAACAACAUAGAACGCCUGUGGCGCAUUGAAGAGGUUAACACUUCUGUUGACAUUUACACUCCAGAGCAGCGCAGUUGUGAAGAGGCUUUCAAAAACACCGUUCACCGACAACCUGAUGGCCGAGUGGUAGUUCGCCUCCCAUUCAAAGAUGAUAUUGGUUUGUUAGGUCACUCGUAUGAAAUUGCCCGUAAACGUUUUGAAGCUCUUGAGCACCGCUUGAGCCGCACAUCAGAUGUGAAAAGGCAAUACGCAGAUUUUAUUUUAGAGUACGAACAGUUGGGCCAUAUGAGCUUGGUGACAACACCGAAACAACGACACAAAGGUCUGAACGAUUUACUAAUGGUCGGACCGACCAUACAGCCCGACUUUUACACGUUACUUCUACGCUUCCGUACAUAUCGUUAUGCAAUUACCGCCGAUGUCGUCAAGAUGUUCAGACAGAUUCUUGUCGACCCCCAUGAUCGCAAGUUUCAAUAUAUACUUUGGAGAAGUACACCCGAUCAACCAUUACGCACAUUUGAACUGAAUACAGUCACUUAUGGGACUGCUACCGCGCCAUAUCUCGCUAUACGUAGCAUGCAAUACUUAGCUGAGCAAUGCAUGGACGAGUUCAAGGUAGGAGCCGAGGCUAUAAAAUCAUCCUUCUACGUUGAUGAUUUCAUUUGUGGAGCUAACACGUUGGAAUGCCUUCAUCAAAUCAAAACGGAGGUAAUUGAGAUACUUCAUCGUGGUAGAUUUGAGCUAGCGAAAUGGCACUCGAACUAUAGCGAGUUUGUUAAUGACUGUACGAUUAAAGAUCUUAACUUAGAAGACGAUUCAGUAACCAGCACUCUGGGCUUAAGGUGGGAUCAACGAGAAGACGUCUUUAUGUUUGCAUUUGUACUCAAGCGCACAUCACAUGCUGUCACGAAGCCGUCUAUACUAUCAAUUGCUUCGUCGCUCUUUGACCCGUUGGGCUUGGUGUCACCUAUCACUAUACUUGCAAAAAUACUUAUACAAGAGCUUUGGUUGCUAAAAUUACAGUGGGAUGAGUCAGUUCCGCACAACAUUCACACCGCAUGGACAUCGUUCCUCUCAUCGCUUUCAUCGUUGGAAUCGCUAACUAUACCGCGCUAUUGCCUUCAACCCAGCGUUCAGAGACUUCAGUUGCACGGCUUCUGUGAUGCCUCAAUUAGGGCUUAUGGAUGCUGUAUAUAUGCACGCACAGUUGACCCUAGCGGUGAAGUCAAGGUCACGUUGAUUACAUCCAAGUCGAGAGUCGCCCCAACGAGGAAACUGUCAUUGCCCAAAUUGGAAUUAUGCGGUGCUCAUUUGCUGUCACAACUUUACGCUAAAAUAAAGGUGAAUUUCGGCGAUACCCAAUAUACAACGUAUCUAUGGAGCGAUUCACAAAUCGUUCUACACUGGAUUCAAAAGCAUUCCGCCGCACUAUCUACGUUCGUAGGAAAUCGUAUUUCUGAAAUACAACAAAAAACAUCUUGUUGCGAAUGGAAAUACGUUUCAACGCACUAUAAUCCAGCUGAUCUGCUUUCCAGGGGGUGCUCAGUGAGUGAGCUGCAGCAGUCCAUAUGGUUCGAAGGGCAGGCAUACCUGCAACGCCACCAAGACGAGUGGCCGACGCACCAUCGAGGUGAUAUUGAUCAAGAUAUAGUGAACUUAGAGAAACGUAAAUCGGCUUUCGCUACUGUUAAUGCCACUAACGACCUACUCGAAGCAGUAGCCCCCCAUUUCGGCGGCUUGUGGGAGGCUGCAGUUAAGAGCGUCAAGGGACUUAUCAACCGCACUCUUAUGAACGCUCGUUUAACAUUCGAGGAGCUUACAACUGUCACAGCUGAGGUGGAGGCGAUUCUGAAUUCUCGCCCUUUGUCACCACUCUCUUCAGACCCGAAUGACCUAGCCGCACUCACCCCGGGCCACUUCCUCAUUGGCGACUCAUUACGUGCAUUGCCCGAGACACCCGUCACAGAGCUGGAGAGCAUACCAUCUGAAAAUGACGAUACUAACAAUAAUGGCGAUGCAGCUGAGGAACUAGAGUUUCCUGUUAUUGAAAACGUAGACGUACAGUUACCUCACCAUUUUAAAUGUGCUAGUCACACACUAAAUUUGAUAUCGUCCUCGGACUUUAUAAAAAUAGUGAAGAAAGAACCAUUUCUUUACAAUAAGCAUAUUGAAGCUAUUUCACGGUAA